Molecule: messenger RNA, 1102 nt
Organism: Stylophora pistillata
Lineage: Eukaryota; Metazoa; Cnidaria; Anthozoa; Scleractinia; Pocilloporidae
Source: RefSeq, a predicted model, not a curated record
GUUGCAACGAGAAAAAUGUAGCAAUGAUUCACUAGAGAAAAUGAGACUUUAUCGGAUUGUUUUACUUAUCUUUGCAUUUGCCUUCCUUGCUCAAGGAAAAUCUUUACCAUCUACAUUUUCAGAGGAGGCAAAUGUUCCCACUGCAUUACCUUUGGCAUCUAUCAACGAUGGAUACCAGGGAAUUGCAGAUGACUUCAAUGAUGACAGUUCAGAGAAUAUUGGGGAAGCACCCCCAAAGAGGCCACCCAUCGGCCAAGAACAGAGAAAGUCCAAUGCAGAUAGAGAAAAUGGACUGAAAGAAUUAAAAAAGGAAUUUAAGCAUGGGCGCUUGAAUCUAAAACACCUUCACAAAAAGUUGGCACCCCUCCUUAAAACAAGUGACCUUCAACAUACUGGUUCAAAUAUUCCUGUUGGCAAACAAGCGUCUGGAUCUAUGGAGAAAGCAUUGCCGACCAAAUCACGCCAGCUACCAAAAAAAUCAAAAAAUUUAAAACGAAACCUCCCAAAAAAAUCAAAACAAGAACAACCGUCUUUAGAUGAGGAAGUUCGUCCAGAGAAGAUAAAGAUGGAUAGGAAAAGUGGUUCUGGGGAACUUUCUCAUUUCAGUCUAAAAGGCUUUUUAAAAAAAUGUGAGCCAAAUGCAUUUGGAAGACAGAAUAGUGAAAAGAUUCAUGCACCACAUGUCAAUAAUCCUAGAGCCUCCCUGCAGAGUGACAGUCAGUUGACUGGUACAAACAUUCCUGUAAACAAGCAAGGAUUUGGAUCUAUUGAGAAGGCUCUGCCUACAUUGUCAAGCUUACUUAAGAAGCAUUGGCCAAAACAAAACUUGAAACGAGAACGACCAUCUUUAGACAAGGAAGUUGAUUCAGAGGAGGUCAUGGAUUCUGAGAGUGGUUCUGGGAAAACUUGUUCCAAAACGUCAAGCAAUGUCAAGACACUUCCUCAACUGGGAUCAGCUCCAAAACCAAAACAAGAAAUUUUGGAUGGGGAGUUAGAUCCAAAUGAUGUGGACUUGGAAUCAGAAAGUGGUGUUGGAGAGGCAUCUCAAGGGGAGUCAAGGCAUUUUGAGGAACCUCUUCAAGACACUAAAUCGGAAUCAGGA